Messenger RNA from Contarinia nasturtii (swede midge), 1292 nucleotides. Its product is annotated as mannose-P-dolichol utilization defect 1 protein homolog. The record is from RefSeq and is a predicted model, not a curated record. The transcript is spliced from 5 exons. Lineage: Eukaryota; Metazoa; Arthropoda; Insecta; Diptera; Cecidomyiidae. Bases 134 to 916 code for a protein of 260 amino acids. Gene Ontology annotation, biological process: oligosaccharide biosynthetic process.
UUGCCAACAUCAUAAGUACCGCCGUUUUGUUCAAUCAGUAGCUUUAUUUCAACAUCUCGCUUGGCGAUAAAUAGUUGUUUGCAAUUGUAAGAGACGGCGAAAAAACGUUUUUACUUUUCCGAUUUGAAUAAAAAUGGCAGAAUUAUUUCGAACGUUAGCAUUACAGCUCGUCUCGCAAAAAUGCUAUGAGACAUACUUUUAUGACAACAAUUUUUUUGACGUUGAUUGCUUCAAAGGACUUUUAAGCAAAGUGCUUGGCUACGGAAUUGUUGCUGGCAGUCUUUUUGUGAAAGUACCACAAAUCCUGAAGAUUUUAUCAAAUCGAAGCGGCGCUGGCAUCAACAUAUUCUCUGUAUUUCUUGAAUUGACCGCAAUUACACUCAAUUUAUCGUAUAAUUUUGUUAAAGGUUUUCCAUUCAGUUCAUGGGGUGAUGUUUCAUUUUUGGCUGUUCAGACUGCUGUGAUUGCCGCAUUAGUUUUACAUUACAAUGGUUCGUUGGUCGGUGUUCUUAUAUUUUUGCUUGGAUAUGUCGCCGCAUCGUAUUCACUCAUGAGCGGAAUUACACCGAUCGAUGUGCUAUGGUCGUUGCAAGUAUUAAACAUUCCUAUUAUGAUUACGGGUAAAAUGUCACAAGCCUACACCAAUUACUCGAAUGGAAAUACGGGCCAAUUGUCAGCUGUUACCUGUUUCAUGCUCUUCUUUGGCAGCGCAGCCCGUGUUUUCACAAGCAUUCAGGAAACUGGAGACACACUCAUCAUCAUCACAUACGUAUUGUCGACACUUAGCAAUGGUGUGAUUGUUGCUCAAUUACUUUACUAUUGGAAUGCCGGAGCCGGUGGUAAAAAGACUGCAUCCAAAGGAAAAUCAACUACUAAAACUGCCAAAGCCAAAGCCAAAGUAAAGAAAGCUGACUAAAAUCAUUAAAUUAGCUUAGCAAUUCAUUUGUUUUUGAAAUGUAGACUGUUGAGCUACAAACUAUCGUAAAACAUCUUCUAUCCAAUGUGUGUUCGGUUUCAUAUUUCUAUUGGUUUGGUUCGUAAUACGAACUUCGUAUUUAAUAGUGAUUUGUUGAAAUGGAUAGAUAAUUGAAACAAACCAUUUUUUUUGUAGUAUUCAAACAUUCACAGUUGAUUCUUUUUUUGGUAUUUUUGUAAAGUAGAGAGAGUUGAAAGAAAAGAAAAACCAUCCAAUGUUGGGUUAUGAAUAUAACCUAACAUUUUUGUUGUAAGUGAAAAUUGUACGAACGUGUUGUAAAUCAAUAAAUUCCAAAUAAAAUGUAAAAUCGUCCACA